GAAGAGUUGUUCGGUCAAAAUGUUUACAAAAAACGAAAAAAGUUUUAAAAUAGGAUGAGGUGCUUGCCAGGGGGCUGUCUUAGGGGGCCUCCAAUGAGCUUUGAUCUUGGACCUCCGCCACCCCCUCCAAACAUUCCUGCAUACCAUAUCCUAAACUGCAAUCACAAUUUACGUGCCAUGUUGAACGAGACUAAUCACCUUUCCAAUAUGACCAUUGAUCCAUUAAGCAGCCAACAAGGAGAAACCAGCUUCUUUGAUGCAUCAAAUCAGGAAAAUUGGUGGAAGGCAUGGCUGAUAGCUGCUAUAUUAGGAGGCCUCAUUCUAAUGCUGUUAGUAGUACUGUUGAUUGGAUUUGUGAGUUCUAAGAUGAAAUUCCAACAUAAAAGGUCAAAGAUUUCACCUGGAGAUGCGAGAAAAUCUUCCAAGAAAAUCAAUAUGGAAACAAAGACAUAUACGGGUAUGAAAAACAAUAUCCAUGAACUCUCAACCAAUCAAAAUUCAAUGUAUGGUGCAAUCCAGCAGAAUUUAUCCACCAAUCGACCAUUAGCAAUUAUCCCAAAAUCCAUGGAAAAUAGGGAGAAUUUUCCAUCAGAAUUUAGUGCCAAUCCAACCAAAACACCUUCCAAAAUAAAACAAGGAAACGCCAAGUGUGUGAAAUUAAAAUCAAAAACAAAGAAACUUCAAAAUGUUAUAAAUACUCUGAAUGCCUUUACACUGACCACAAGUAAGGCUGACGAUGAAAAAGAAAAUGAAAAAGAGUCGAAAGUAAAAACGAAAAAACUUCAAGGAGUUGUGAUGUCAUUACAGACCCUUGGGAUUCCCAUGAAAUCAGUGCAAGGAAAAUUUCGGAAAUUACCCCCAAUUCCCAACACAAACGAAGAACAGGAAGUUGGUGAAACGGUUUAAUUACCCGUCGCAGAAAAUAUCAUGCCAAGUUUUAACAAAUCAGAAAUUUCAGGAUGUAUGAAGUACAAAACAUUUGAAUUCACUUCAUUACAUGCAUUAAAGUUAUAGAAUUCCAAUGGGACUUUGGAACCUUUUGUGUUGUGCCAUAAAUUAGAAUAUUGAAUUGGAUAUAAAAUGUGGUCUUAAUAAUAGCAUUGUUAUUAGCAUAAUACUGAAGUUGAUAUGUUAUCACAACUAGUGUUGACAUGUUGUUACAGUCUCCCAGCUUUUUAUGGAUGGUGUUCGCCAUUUGACCU
Molecule: messenger RNA, 1202 nt
Organism: Owenia fusiformis
Lineage: Eukaryota; Metazoa; Annelida; Polychaeta; Sabellida; Oweniidae
Source: the annotation of a GenBank genome assembly